This is a messenger RNA of Cryptosporidium muris RN66, 2829 nucleotides long. RefSeq lists its product as uncharacterized. Lineage: Eukaryota; Apicomplexa; Conoidasida; Eucoccidiorida; Cryptosporidiidae. The coding region runs from base 1 to 2829 and encodes 942 amino acids. The record is from RefSeq and is a predicted model, not a curated record. The transcript has a single exon. Gene Ontology annotation, cellular component: GARP complex. Gene Ontology annotation, biological process: retrograde transport, endosome to Golgi.
AUGAAUACAAUUCUUAUAGAAGAAGACUUUUUACUUGAUAAGGAGACAGAAAGGGAACUCUUCAAGUUAUAUGGAGAUUUUGAAGAUGAGUUACAAAGGCCUGAAUUUGACACUAUAGAGUAUGUUAAUAAACUAUUUCCUAAUGAACAAAGCUUGACACAGCUAGAUGAUGUACUCAAUACCCUUACAAAAAGACUAAAUAAUUUAGAACUUGAAAUAUUUCAAGAUAUAAAUGAACUAGCAUCUGAAGAUAUCCCUGAAAUUUAUAAUACUGUUAUGAGUACUCUGGAAGAAAAAUUUUUCCCUAGUUUAUUACAAAUGGAUGAGAUGUCUAAGAAUGCUUUAAAUAGUAUAAAUGAUAUAUCAGAUAAAAUUCAUACACUGGAUAUAGCUCAAAAGAAUUUAACUAACACGAUUGUAUUGAUGAAGAGAUAUUCUAUGUUAACCACAGCACAGAAGGAAUUAGAAAUAAGCUUAAACAAUAGAAGUUAUAAAUCAAUGGUACCACUCCUUUCUGUUGUAUUACGCCUGAAAAGCUACUUUAAUGAUUUGAUUUAUAUAGAAGAGAAUUUUGAGAAAAAUUUGAUAAUGGCCGAGGCCGAAACUAACUUAGAUAUACCUAAUACUCUUUCUGUAAGGCAGGUUAAAGGAUCUAUUGUAGAGAUUGAUACAAUGAUCUCUACUUUAAAACAGCAAAUAAUUGAUGAUUUUGUUGCAUUGAUUGAUCCAUAUAUUCUAUUUUCGCAAUACUUAGCUGAAGACCAGUUAAAUAAAUCUAAAGCAAGCCCUCCACACUUACUAAAUGCUCCAGAAUCAUUUAGGAAGCAGAUGAGAUUUUGUUGUUUCUGUACAGAUAUCCUAGGUACAGAAUUUCGCGAAAAUGUUAUUGAUACUUUUACUACAAAGUUACUAGUACCUUACAGGAAAUUAUUUAGUCGUGCAAGCACUGAUAAUUUAAUUAAUACUAGUAUCUCAACAAAAGGAAAUGUGAACAAUCAAUCUACGACAGGAUUAGAAUAUCUGGAAAGACGUUUUGGAUGGUACAGAAAGUGCAUUAAAGAAUAUGAUCAACAAUUUGGAGAUAUUUUCCUUAUACAAUGGAAUGUUCCUAAAAUAUUAACUGAGAAAUUUUUUCUUUACACAAAAAGUGACCUACUACAGAUUUUGGGUGAUGUAGGACUUUCAAUAUCACAUCUAUUUCUCAUCCAAUAUAGCCAAAAAUGUCAUCAAUUUGAAAGUCAAGUUCUAUCCAGAUUUGCUCAAUCUCUUCAACAACAGCAGCUUAUACAUGAACUAGAAGCUACUAAGAAGACCCUUUCGGAGAAUCUGGAUAUUUUUGAGCCUGAAACUAAAUUUAAGGAGGAAUACUUCAUUACAGAUUACAAAGAGAAUAAUACACAAGAUCAGAAUCAAUCAUUACCAAAUGUACGUGGAUUACUGACAAGUUGCUUUAUAGUAUAUAUACUUCUGUAUUUUGAUUCAAAAAAACGAGAUUUUACUAAUUCAAUAAUCCCUAAUUUGAUUGAAAAUAGCGAAAUUUUGCAAACUCCAGUAACUAAACAAUAUAUGACUUUACAGAAUAGCAUUGAUAUGGUUCCAUUUAUCUGGAGUUCUUCCACCAUACUAUUUCAGCAAAUUAAUAAUAUAUUACUUUCUAUAGAACAUAUGUUGACAUUUGAUGAAAUAUGUCAGUACUUUAUUACCUUUAUCAUUGAUAUUGUUACGAAGUAUAUCUCAGAUAUAUCUAAAAUAAAAGAAGAUAGGGCUGAAAAUCCAGUUAUUAAGACUCGUACGACAAAUACAUCUCUAGAAUCUAUUGUAGAAGCUGUGGUAACAACCGUUUCACAGACAUCUAUUUCACGAUCUACUCCUUCAGACUUAUACUCUAUAAAUAACUUAUUUUUAGAAUAUAAAUCGGUAACUUUGGGGACAACAAUGUAUCUUGACUGGAUGUUACUAAGAUUACAAACUAUAAUUGCAGAAAAGUUGCAAGUAUCAGAUAAUCAUACUAGGCAACAUAUACACAAGUUUGAAGGUGAAGGUGGUAAUGAAAUAUUAGAUGAGCAUCAAGUGUUAAAUACCAGCUAUCGGAAUAAUAAGAUUAGUAAAUUUAGUCGAUUAACUCUAAGUAAUGGUGCUAAACCUAAAAGUGAAGUAACCAACAAUGAAAAAGUAGCCCAAUUCAAUAAAAUAAGUAGCAAUCAUCAGUCCAAUAGUUAUCUAAAUAUUAAUGGACAAUUUGACAAAGGCAACAUCAGCCACUACCCCAACAAUUACAGUACACAAAUAUACCCAGUUCUAGUAAGUCUUAGCCAAAAGUUCUGUGAGUUCACCUGUAACUUGCGGAUCUUAAUAAUUAACGACAUAUUUGAACAAUUUACUCAUCCUAUUACUAGCUUGCUUAGUCAGCUAUUUAGGACAUUAAAUGGAGGAAUCGAAGAAACUCUCCCACUUGAAAAUUCUACCAAUUGUUCACGACAAGUGGAUAGUAUUACUAGAAUAUCUAAUGUAGAACUUAUUGAUAAAUUCCUCACAGAAUCCCUCUUAAACAUAACAAAAUCAAUACCAAAGAUUUUCUUUUAUCAUAUUUGCAGUAGAAUUACUAUGUUCAUUAUAAACAAAAUCUGGGAUAUAUUAAACUCAAAAGUAACAUUACAUAAUGCACACAAGCAAGAUUUCUUUGAAGAUGAGUUGGAUAAGCUCUCUUCAUUGUUACUACGAUUACCAUCUCUAUCAAGCUCUUACGUUCCAAGAACUUACGUCAAUUACAUUAAAGACUCAUUCAAAAAAUAUAGUGAGCACUUCAAUAGACAAAUUACCUUUGAUUAG